Mus musculus (house mouse) is the source of this 1824-nucleotide messenger RNA. The record is from the annotation of a RefSeq genome assembly. Lineage: Eukaryota; Metazoa; Chordata; Mammalia; Rodentia; Muridae.
AUCAAUAUUUUCACAACCUCAAUCUUAUUAAUCUUCAUUCUUCUACUAUCCCCAAUCCUAAUUUCAAUAUCAAACCUAAUUAAACACAUCAACUUCCCACUGUACACCACCACAUCAAUCAAAUUCUCCUUCAUUAUUAGCCUCUUACCCCUAUUAAUAUUUUUCCACAAUAAUAUAGAAUAUAUAAUUACAACCUGGCACUGAGUCACCAUAAAUUCAAUAGAACUUAAAAUAAGCUUCAAAACUGACUUUUUCUCUAUCCUGUUUACAUCUGUAGCCCUUUUUGUCACAUGAUCAAUUAUACAAUUCUCUUCAUGAUAUAUACACUCAGACCCAAACAUCAAUCGAUUCAUUAAAUAUCUUACACUAUUCCUGAUUACCAUGCUUAUCCUCACCUCAGCCAACAACAUAUUUCAACUUUUCAUUGGCUGAGAAGGGGUGGGAAUUAUAUCUUUCCUACUAAUUGGAUGAUGGUACGGACGAACAGACGCAAAUACUGCAGCCCUACAAGCAAUCCUCUAUAACCGCAUCGGAGACAUCGGAUUCAUUUUAGCUAUAGUUUGAUUUUCCCUAAACAUAAACUCAUGAGAACUUCAACAGAUUAUAUUCUCCAACAACAACGACAAUCUAAUUCCACUUAUAGGCCUAUUAAUCGCAGCUACAGGAAAAUCAGCACAAUUUGGCCUCCACCCAUGACUACCAUCAGCAAUAGAAGGCCCUACACCAGUUUCAGCACUACUACACUCAAGUACAAUAGUAGUUGCAGGAAUUUUCCUACUGGUCCGAUUCCACCCCCUCACGACUAAUAAUAACUUUAUUUUAACAACUAUACUUUGCCUCGGAGCCCUAACCACAUUAUUUACAGCUAUUUGUGCUCUCACCCAAAACGACAUCAAAAAAAUCAUUGCCUUCUCUACAUCAAGCCAACUAGGCCUGAUAAUAGUGACGCUAGGAAUAAACCAACCACACCUAGCAUUCCUACACAUCUGUACCCACGCAUUCUUCAAAGCUAUACUCUUUAUAUGCUCUGGCUCAAUCAUUCAUAGCCUGGCAGACGAACAAGACAUCCGAAAAAUAGGAAACAUCACAAAAAUCAUACCAUUCACAUCAUCAUGCCUAGUAAUCGGAAGCCUCGCCCUCACAGGAAUACCAUUCCUAACAGGGUUCUACUCAAAAGACCUAAUUAUUGAAGCAAUUAAUACCUGCAACACCAACGCCUGAGCCCUACUAAUUACACUAAUCGCCACUUCUAUAACAGCUAUGUACAGCAUACGAAUCAUUUACUUCGUAACAAUAACAAAACCGCGUUUUCCCCCCCUAAUCUCCAUUAACGAAAAUGACCCAGACCUCAUAAACCCAAUCAAACGCCUAGCAUUCGGAAGCAUCUUUGCAGGAUUUGUCAUCUCAUAUAAUAUUCCACCAACCAGCAUUCCAGUCCUCACAAUACCAUGAUUUUUAAAAACCACAGCCCUAAUUAUUUCAGUAUUAGGAUUCCUAAUCGCACUAGAACUAAACAACCUAACCAUAAAACUAUCAAUAAAUAAAGCAAAUCCAUAUUCAUCCUUCUCAACUUUACUGGGGUUUUUCCCAUCUAUUAUUCACCGCAUUACACCCAUAAAAUCUCUCAACCUAAGCCUAAAAACAUCCCUAACUCUCCUAGACUUGAUCUGGUUAGAAAAAACCAUCCCAAAAUCCACCUCAACUCUUCACACAAACAUAACCACUUUAACAACCAACCAAAAAGGCUUAAUUAAAUUGUACUUUAUAUCAUUCCUAAUUAACAUCAUCUUAAUUAUUAUCUUAUACUCAAUUAAUCUCGAGUAA